Molecule: messenger RNA, 1914 nt
Organism: Neoarthrinium moseri
Lineage: Eukaryota; Fungi; Ascomycota; Sordariomycetes; Amphisphaeriales; Apiosporaceae
Exons: 6
Coding region: 1-1914 (637 amino acids)
Source: RefSeq, a predicted model, not a curated record
AUGAGCGAUGAAGAGAUGGGCAAGAAGGACGACGACCACGUGCCGUCGGCCGUCAACGUCGGUUUGCGCAAGCCCAACUGGCAUCCCGCGCGCGCGCCGCAGCGGAGGGGCGUCAAGCGCAUUGCUCUUGCGCUGCUGGCCCUCGGCCUCGUCUACCUCUUUAUCCACAACAUUCCCACCGACCUGGGCCCGCGAAAUGCCGGCCGCCCAAUGUACACCGACCGGCGACCUCACUCCGCGACAACAAAAGGCGAUGCGCAGUCCGGCAUCUAUGGCGACGAUGCGAGCGCGGUAGCGCACACGUACACGGGCCCGCCCAGGUUCCUCGAGCUCGCGGCGUCCCUCCAUGCGAUUUCUACUACAAGAGGCGGCAUGCUGUUGAAUAAGAACAUCCUCUUUGCGACGUCAAGUCUGAAGAGCGCCGCCGCGCUGCUACCUGUCGCUUGCCAGAUGGGCAGAGAGUCGAGAAAUUAUGUGCAUUUUGCGCUCAUGAGCCGCAGUCAGAUCAGCAUCGAAGAACUGAAGAGUAUAAACGGCAUGGACGAGAGUUGCCAGAUCAUAUUUCAUGAUGCCCGAACAGACAAAGCCGCCAUCAUGACGGACGAGCGCAUGGAAUACAGCACAUUCCGUGCCUUACACCAUAUCCAUAUGUACAUGCACCCGCAAGCUAUUAUUGUGGAUGGAUCUGGGUCAGAGAACUGGUUCUUCACCAAAGGGGCCGCUGCACAUGUUAAAGCCACCGGGAACACGCUGAUUGAGCUGCCGCAUUCCGCUCAGAAACUUCUCUGGAUUACCAAGUUAGAUAGCCGGUCACUGCGUGCAUGGAACGACAACCAUGUCGAUAUUCUGAUCCAAGCUACACCAGGGGCUUCGGGGAGCCUCAUUAGGCUGCUAAGGUCCCUGAGCUCAGCCGAUUUCUCGUCAUGUUCUAUUCCCCACCUCACAAUUGAGUUGCCACACGACAUUGAUCCUCCUACGAAGCAGUAUCUGGAGACUUUUCAGUGGCCGCCAGCUCAUAUACCUAAUCCGACAAGUGCGAAAUAUGUGACUUUGAGACAUCGCAUACCCCGUCGGGGUCUGACCGAGGAGGAGAGCUCAGUGGAGGUCGCGCCGAACUUCUUUCACUACAUCAAAUACACGCUCUUGGAGUACAGGUACUCUGAAGCAUCACAUAUUCAGCACUGGGAUGCUCGACUGUUUGGUAUCAGUCUCGAACAACCUUUGCAGCACCUAAGCGGCAAGGCCAGAUUUAGCCCUCCAUUAUCGCUUCAUGAGGCUACCGAAACCGAAGUUGCCUCGUCGUUCUUGUGGCAGGCGCCGACCAGCAAUGCAAUGCUCUUCAUGGGUGAGAAGUGGGCGGAAAUGCAUGACCUGGUGUCUCGCUCGCUUGAGAUACAGCAAGGCUCCAGUGACGUACCGGCGCUUCUGGCGAAGAAGGAAAUCAGUAGGGAGCACCCGUCUUGGCUGGAACAUGCCUUACGGUUGUCGAGGCUGCGAGGAUAUUGGACGUUGUAUCCCGGGGAAGACACAGCUAAGAGCCUUGCAACAGUUCACACUGAUCUGCGCCAUAGCCCAGAGGAAUAUUCCAAAUCGGCAGAUGAGGUGACGUUGACCGAUGAAUCGAGCGAUAAAGACUUUGAGGAUGCGCUCAAGCGAUUGAAGGCUGGACCGGAAUCCAAUUUGGAACUCCACUCCUCGUUGCAAAGCUUGGUGGAAGCCGGUUCUCUCCGUCCCUUUGGCAACCUGCCCCUCCUGACAUGGGAUGGUCGUAAGACGGAUCUUGAGCAACUGGACUCGCUUGCUGCCGAUUAUGCCAUUGAGUUCAUAACGCAAGUCGGCAAGUGUGAAGAUGAGACCAGGAGCAAGAGAGUCGAGCUGUCCGUACAAGAUCUCUUCUGCACGACAAGCGUGUAA